CCCCCCCCUCAGAGCCGCAGAGUCUCCGCAGGAUCCGGUUCAGUCCAGAGCCGCAGAGCCUCUUAGCGUCAUUAAUAGUUUAUUAUUAUUAUUAGUUUUAUUACUAUUAUUAGUUUAAUUAUUGGUUUAUUUAUUAGUUUAUGUAUUAGUUUGAUUAUUAGUUUGGUUUUUAGUUUAUUUAUUCUCGGUUUAUUGUCGUCAUUUUGCGGACUUUUCUCGCCGUUCCGGUACCAGGAUGGGCUCGGUUCUGCCCGGUUCCUCUCUGGGCCUGAAGGCCUCCAAGCCGCUCAGCCUGUCUGACGUCAUCACCUCGGACAUCCUGCACAGCUUCCUGUACGGCAGGUGGAGGCACGUGCUGGGCGAGCAGCAGCACGCGCACCUGCAGCAUCACCUGCAGCACGACGACCGGACGGCGCCGAGCGCGAGCCCCAAGACCGCGUUCACCGCCGAGGUGCUCGCGCAGUCCUUCUCCGGAGAGGUGCAGAAGUUGUCCAGCCUGGUUCUUCCCAGUGAGGUGAUCAUUGCUCAGAGCUCCGUUCCAGGUGAAGGUUUGGGAAUUUUCUCCAAGACGUGGAUCAAAGCAGGAACGGAGAUGGGUCCGUUCACCGGCCGGCUGAUCUCCCCGGAACACAUCGACCUGUACAAGAACAACAGCCUGAUGUGGGAGGUGUUCAACGAGGACAGCUCCGUCAGGUACUUCAUCGAUGCCAGCCAGGAGGACCAGAGGAGCUGGAUGACCUACAUCAAAUGUGCCAGGAACGAGCAGGAGCAGAACCUGGAGGUGGUCCAGAUCGGCAGCAGCAUAUUCUACAAGGCCGUGGAGACCAUCCCUCCGGACCAGGAGCUGCUUGUCUGGUACGGAAACUCUCACAACACAUUCCUGGGAAUUCCUGGAAUUCCAGGAGGAGAUGAGGAGCAGAGCAAGAAGACCAAGACCGAUGAGUUCCACACCUGUGACGGCUCCUCCUCCUCCUCCUCUUCCUCCUCCUCUUCCUCUUCCUCCAGCCUCGGCCGGAUGCGAUGCGUCAUCUGCCACCGCGGCUUCAACUCUCGCAGCAACCUGCGCUCGCACAUGCGUAUCCACACGCUGGACAAGCCGUUCGUGUGCCGCUUCUGCAACCGUCGCUUCAGCCAGUCGUCCACGCUGAGGAACCACGUCCGGCUGCACACCGGAGAGCGGCCCUACAAAUGCCACGUCUGCCAGUCGGCCUACUCCCAGCUGGCCGGCCUGAGGGCGCACCAGAAGAGCGCCCGGCACCGGCCCACGGCGGAGGCGGUGGCGGCGGGGGGAGGCGUGGUGGUGGUGGGAGGCGGCGGCGUCCACUCACCUCCCCCAUCUCACCCGCCUCAGCUGACCGCCGUGUCUCACCCGGCCUCCCUGGUCCACCACAUCCCCACCAUGGUGCUGUGAUGCCUCCACCGUACAGGUAGCCAGUCAGCUGCCACCGUCACAUCCACCCGGCCAAUCACUGAUGGCCGAGGUGACCCUCUGUCAACCCUCUGAACCCCACAACCUGCGCCAGGUUUGUAAAGUGUCUAAUAUUCAAAGACGAUGACCAACAUGGCUCUACUUAGAUGCUGUAGAAACAGAAAGAACCGUCAGAUCCUCAACUUUCCAACAGAUUCCAAAAAAAUCAGCUGUUUGCUGUAACCAGAACCCGUUACACCAGAACCUUCCUCCUCCUGGUUCUGGUUCUCCACGACUGAAAUGACAAAAACAAGACAAAAAAUGGAGACGACAAGAGAGACUGAGACGAAAACCAAAGCUACUGGGUCAAUAAAAUAAAAGCAGCUCAGAACCAGAGAACAGAGGAGGAACUUGUUGGAGAUAGUAUGGGGAGAUUGUAGGAGCUUCAGGAAACCACUUAGAGGUUCUGGAAGAUGUUUCUAGAAACGUGUCUAGGAACAUCUAGAAACUUGUUGGUUUCUUCUGAAGCUCCUACCAUUACAAGAACCUGGAUGGCGAAGUAUCUAGAAGAAGGAUGAGGAGACAACAUUAGCUCAAAGUUUACCAUCUGAGGAGACAUGGAGAUAGAGAAACAUCUACAGGAUCUGGAAACAACACGACCACAAUGAAACACAAAACAAGAAACGAGACAACAAUGUGCAUGAAAUUUGUCCAAGUUGACUCAAAAUUUGUAUAAAAUUAUUCAAAAUGUGUCCAAAAAAAAUUGUGAAAUUUUCCAAAAUGGCUAAAACUUGGUUCAAAAUUAUUCACUCGAUGUCUAAAAUGAUAAAGCUGUCAACAAAAUAAAAGCAGCAUGGCUCAGAACCAGUGAACAGAGGAGCAAGUUGUUGGAGAUAGUAUGAGGAGAUCGUAGGAGCUUCAGGAGAAACCAACUGGAUGGACUGGUUGGACUGAGAACCUAGAAGAAGUCUGAGGAGACAACAUUAGCUCAGAGUUUAACAACUGAGGAAACAUGGUGAUAGAGAAACAUCUAUAGGAUGAAGAGAUUGUAGGAGCUUCUAUGUUUCUAGAAACAUCUUCCAGAACCUCCAGUUGGUUUCUCCUGAAGCUCCUACCAUCACCAGAACCUGGAUGACUGAGAAUCUCCACAUAAAUCUGAGGAGACAACAUUUUUCAGAGUUAAACAUCUGAGGAGACAUGUUGGACAUGAUGGUUCCUUGUUUUUACAUUUUUGUUGAAGAAAUUAGGACUUUUUCCUCUUUGUCUUUCUAUUUGAUGACUCUCAGGUGUCGUCUAACUUGAAAAAAUCCAUUUCAUCGCGAUAUUUUAUUGCGAUUAAGUUGGACAGACGUUUCUGAGUUCUGUCUCCUUCUUCAUGAUGUUCUGGUUCCUCAGAGAUGCAGGACUUUAAAUUGAAACGUGAACCGCAGGUUGGAGGUCAGAGGGUUCCUCACGUUGUUCCUCACAUUCUACUCCAACGGUGUAAAUGACCAUUUCCCACAUACAGCCGCUAGCUAACAUUAGCUUGGAUUGGAACCAGAACCGGUGGAGACGGUCCGUUACCUGCAUGCUCACUGAUGUUAUCGCCAGAGUUCCCUAACACAAGGAGGUUCUCCGAUGUGUUCUACGUGUUGCAUGACGAGACGUGUUGGCGUGUCGGUGUAAAUGUGUAUCUGAUAUCUGCAUGCUUGUGGUGUGAGUGGAACCAGGAGGCUGCUGGUUCCGUUCAUCAGUGUUCUAUCAGUGAUGUUCUUCUGUCUGUGCUUCAUGACCGAUGCCAGGUUCUCCUGAAUAUAAACCUCUAACGUCUGUACAUGAGGACGGUUUCUCUGAUAGAAGAUUCUGUAGCUCCUGUGAUGUAAAUAAGCUUCAAACUGUCAAAGAAAAGAAUAUAAACAUGAGAUGCGCUUUAUGGCCAGAAUAUAAACCAACCGUCACUUUAUGUCUGUGUAUGUCUGUAUGAGCUCAUAUAUGACACAUGUAUCGCUAUAUGAAGUAUGCUGACUUCUAUAAAGGACUAAUAAACUGUAUUUCACCAUCA
This is a messenger RNA of Amphiprion ocellaris (clown anemonefish), 3449 nucleotides long. RefSeq names its product PR domain zinc finger protein 12-like. Gene Ontology annotation, molecular function: histone methyltransferase binding. The coding region runs from base 236 to 1411 and encodes 391 amino acids. Gene Ontology annotation, biological process: neurogenesis. Gene Ontology annotation, cellular component: nucleus. NCBI's taxonomy places the organism in Eukaryota, Metazoa, Chordata, Actinopteri, Pomacentridae. The transcript has 6 exons. The record is from RefSeq and is a predicted model, not a curated record.